Molecule: messenger RNA, 1208 nt
Organism: Striga asiatica
Lineage: Eukaryota; Viridiplantae; Streptophyta; Magnoliopsida; Lamiales; Orobanchaceae
Source: the annotation of a GenBank genome assembly
UCUUUUUCAAAUGAUGGUUUCAAAUAGCAUGGCAACUCCAGUUGAACCUCCAAACGGAAUCCAAUCCCAUGGAAAGCAUUACUACUCCAUGUGGCAAACACUUUUUGAAAUCGACACAAAAUAUGUGCCGAUCAAACCAAUCGGACGUGGGGCCUACGGGAUAGUUUGCUCGUCAGUCAACAGGGAGACUGGUGAGAAGGUUGCAAUCAAGAAGAUACACAAUGCCUUUGAAAAUAGAGUUGAUGCAUUGAGAACCCUACGCGAGUUGAAGCUUCUAAGGCACCUUAAGCACGAGAAUGUUAUAGCUUUGAAAGAUGUAAUGCUGCCUAAUCACAAGGGGAGUUUUAAGGACGUGUACUUAGUUUACGAGCUUAUGGAUACAGACUUGCACCAGAUCAUUAAGUCGUCUCAGACACUCACGAAUGACCACUGCCAGUAUUUCCUGUUUCAGUUGCUGAGAGGCCUCAAGUAUCUCCAUUCCGCAAACAUCCUCCACCGAGACCUCAAGCCCGGCAAUCUCCUCAUAAACGCAAACUGCGACCUCAAAAUCUGUGACUUUGGGCUGGCCCGAACCAACAGCGGCAAAGGCCAAUUCAUGACUGAGUACGUAGUCACCAGAUGGUAUCGGGCCCCCGAACUCCUCCUAUGCUGUGAUAAAUACGGCACUUCAAUCGAUAUCUGGUCCGUGGGCUGCAUAUUUGCCGAGCUUUUGGGCCGAAAGCCCAUUUUCCCCGGCACAGAGUGCCUGAACCAGCUCAAACUCAUAGUAAACAUUUUGGGCAGCCAACGUGAAGAAGAUUUGCAGUUUAUCGAUAACCCAAAAGCUCGAAAAUACAUAAAGACUCUGCCUUUUUCAUUUGGGACCCCAUUUUCGAGGCUCUAUCCGCACGCGCAUCCUCUGGCGAUUGAUUUGUUGCAGAAAAUGCUCGUUUUCGAUCCUUCGAAGAGGAUUAGUGUGAGUGAGGCGCUCGAGCAUCCGUACAUGUCGCCUUUGUAUGAUCCGAGGUGUGAUCCGUUGGCUCAUUUGCCGAUUAAUUUGGAUAUUGAUGAAGAUUUGGGGGAGGAGAUGAUUCGGGAGAUGAUGUGGCAGGAGAUUAUGCAUUAUCAUCCGGAGGCUGGGGAUGGGGAGUUGGGAUUCGGCGUGCGGGUUUAGCGUUUGGGGUAUUCGAAAAAUGGUUGUUUUUUACUUCUUUUUUUUCUUUUUUUUU